AUGGCUGCGAAAACGAUUGCCGUUCUCGAUGAAUCUGAGCUUGUCGAUGGCCAAAUGAAAGAAGUCGAGUUUGAGAAAGGGAAGGUUUUAUUAUCCCGCAUUGGAGAUAAGAUACACGCUACCAGCGCAUUUUGCACACAUUAUGGUGCACCGUUAGUUAAAGGAGUCCUCACGGCCGACGGAAGGAUAGUCUGGUACGUUCAAUCCCCUCUAUUGACUUGGUAA
Messenger RNA from Marasmius oreades (fairy-ring Marasmius), 225 nucleotides. RefSeq lists its product as uncharacterized. Lineage: Eukaryota; Fungi; Basidiomycota; Agaricomycetes; Agaricales; Marasmiaceae. Gene Ontology annotation, molecular function: 2 iron, 2 sulfur cluster binding. The coding region runs from base 1 to 225 and encodes 74 amino acids. The record is from RefSeq and is a predicted model, not a curated record. The transcript is spliced from 2 exons.